This is a messenger RNA of Dromiciops gliroides (monito del monte), 16993 nucleotides long. RefSeq names its product mucin 5B, oligomeric mucus/gel-forming (gene MUC5B). Lineage: Eukaryota; Metazoa; Chordata; Mammalia; Microbiotheria; Microbiotheriidae. The record is from RefSeq and is a predicted model, not a curated record. The coding region runs from base 1 to 16206 and encodes 5401 amino acids. The transcript is spliced from 42 exons. Gene Ontology annotation, molecular function: protein binding. Gene Ontology annotation, cellular component: extracellular matrix.
AUGCCUGAAACGCCCUUCCUCACUCACCUCGGCCUCUUGGAAUCCUUAGCUUCCAGCAAGGAGACCCAGGAGGCGACCUACGGGAACCCCUACCAGCCAGACUACACUCAGCCAGACUAUGUCCUUUCCUGCCCACAGCCCCGGGAGGUCGUCAGGGUGGGCAUUAUUCUAACCCAGCUGAAGAGGAGGAGGAGGCUUAGGGGAGGGUCCCGGCCACCUCCCCGGGCUGCUGCUCCGCAGACAAAGGCCAGCACAGGCCUCCACCACUACUUCACGGCCUCAUCUGAGCCCCGGACUGGCCCUCGAGUAACCUUUAUCCCCACUGGCACCAUCACCCCCUAUGCAAGUGCCCUGAAUCCUUCACACAACGGUCAAGUGUGCAGCACGUGGGGCAGCUUCCAUUACAAGACCUUUGACGGGGACAUCUUUCAGUUUCCUGGCCUAUGCAACUAUGUGUUUGCCUCACAUUGCCAAGCCGCUUAUGAGGAUUUCAACAUCCAGAUCCGGCGCUCCCUGGCUGGGGAGACCCCCACCAUCAGCCGCAUCCUUAUCAAGACAGAAGGAGUGGCCUUAGAGCUCUCUGCCAACUCCGUCCUGAUCAACGGGCAGCGGGAGCAGCUGCCCUAUAGCCGGGCAGGAUUCGCUGUGGAAGCCAGCAGCAGCUACAUCAAGGUCAGCGUGAGGAUGCUUCUAACCUUCCUGUGGAACGGCAAUGACAGUGCCCUGCUGGAACUGGACAUCAAAUAUGCCAACCAGACCUGCGGACUCUGUGGUGACUUCAACGGCUUCCCCACAUUCAAUGAAUUCUACUCCAACAAUGUCAAGCUGACCACUUGGCAGUUUGGGAACCUUCAGAAGUUGGAUGGACCCACGGAGCAGUGUCAGGACCUUGUGUCUUCCCCGGCAAACAACUGCACGGAUGAGGAGAGCAGCUGCCUCAGGGUGCUGAGUGGCCUGGCUUUGGGGGGGUGCAACCAGCUGGUGGAUCCCAGACCCUACAUCGAGGCCUGUGUACAAGACCUAUGCAGGUGCCAAGAAGCCAACCGCUCCUCCUGCCUGUGCGCCACCUUCUCUGAGUAUUCGAGGCAGUGUGCGCACGCGGGCGGUCAGCCCCUCAACUGGCGGCGCCAGGACCUGUGCUACAAGACGUGCCCGGCCAACAUGCAGUACCAGGAGUGUGGCUCCCCUUGUGCGGACACCUGCUCCAACCCUGAGCGGUCCCAGCUCUGUGAGGAACACUGCAUAGAUGGUUGCUUCUGCCCCCCAGGGACCGUCCUGGAUGACAUCCGGGGCCAGGGCUGCGUGACUCUGGACCAAUGUCACUGCACCCACAACGGCCAGACCUUCUUUCCCGGAGCCUCCUUCUCUACGCACUGCAGCUCCUGCACUUGCCUUUCUGGCCUCUGGCAAUGUGAGGAGCUUCCAUGCCCAGGCAUGUGCUCCGUGGAGGGCGGGUCCCACAUCACCACCUUCGACCAAAAGCGCUACAAUGUCCACGGGGACUGCAGCUACGUCCUGUCCAAGAAGUGUGAGGACGCCACCUUCACCAUUCUGGGCGAGCUACGUAGGUGUGGCAUAACAGAGAAUGAGAACUGCCUCAAGUCAGUGACCUUGAGCCUGCAUGGAGGAGAGACGGUCAUCAGGAUCCAGCACAAUGGGGGCGUGUUUGUGAACUCUAUCUCCAUGCAGUUGCCCAUCUCUGCGGCCAACAUCACCAUAUUCCAGCCCUCGACUUACUUCAUCCUGGUCCGCGCUGCCUUCGGCCUGCUCUUGCAGAUUCAGCUGGUGCCUCUCAUGCAGGUGUCUGUGCGGUUGGAUCCCUCCUUCCAGGGCCAGAUGUGUGGCCUCUGUGGAAACUUCAACCAGAAUCAAGCAGAUGAUUUCACAGCCAUCAGUGGGGUGGUGGAGGGGACAGGGGCAGCUUUUGCCAAUACCUGGAAGACUCAGGCUGACUGUACCAACGUCAAGAACAGCUUCGAGAACCCGUGCUCCCUCAGCGUAGAGAACGAAAAUUAUGCCCAGCAUUGGUGCUCCCUGCUCACGGACCCGGGUACCACCUUCUCCCAAUGCCAUGUGGUCGUGAACCCUGCACCCUACUACAAGAACUGCAUGUUUGACACUUGUAACUGUGAGAAGAGUGAGGACUGCCUGUGUGCGGCGCUAUCUUCCUACGUGCAAGCCUGUGCUGCCCGGGGAGUGCUGCUGUGGGGCUGGAGGGCCGGGGUCUGCACCAAGUACAUGGGCAGCUGCCCGAGUUCCCUGAGCUACAGCUACGUGGUGGAGACGUGCCAGCCAACCUGCCGCUCCCUAAGUGAGAUAGAUGUCACCUGCAGUGUCCAAUUCAGCCCCGUGGAUGGCUGCGUUUGCGCCAAUGGCACCUACCUGAAUGAUGAGGGGCAAUGUGUGCCGGCUGCCCAAUGCCCCUGCUACUUCAAAGGUGCCAUGGUGGCCCUGGGAGAGACCAUCCAGGAGAAUGGCGUGGUGUGCUCCUGCAUGAGUGGGAAGCUGAGCUGCUUUGGAGUCAUGGAUCCAACCCCAGUCUGCACUGCUCCCAUGAUCUACUUGGACUGCAACAAUGCUUCAGCGGGAGCCGUGGGGGCCCAGUGCCAGAAAAGCUGUGACACGUUGGAUGUGGCCUGUUACAACACCCAGUGUGUGUCUGGCUGCAUCUGUCCCAGCGGUUUGGUAAAGGAUGGGAAUGAUGGCUGUGUCAAGGAGGAAGACUGUCCUUGUGUUCACAACGAGGCCACCUACAAAUCGGGGGAAACCAUCCGAGUGGACUGUAACAACUGCACCUGCCAGAACCGGAGGUGGAAGUGCACCCAAGCCCCGUGCCUGGGCACAUGUGCCGUGUAUGGAGACGGGCAUUUCAUCACCUUUGACAGCGAGCGCUACAGCUUUGAGGGCAAUUGCGAGUACACCCUUGCUCAGGACUACUGUGGGGGAAAUGCCACCACAAACGGGACCUUCCGUGUGAUCACGGAGAACAUCCCUUGUGGCACCUCAGGCGUCACCUGCUCCAAAGCCAUCAAAGUAUUUCUCAAGGGAACUGAACUGAUAUUCAACGAGGGAACUGUGAAAGUGGUGGAAAGAGGCACAGGCGAGGAGGUGUCGUACAAGAUCCACUCCAGAGGCAUCUACAUGGUCCUAGAGACCGAAGUGGGGGUGGUUUUGAUGUGGGACCGGAAAACCAGCAUCUUCAUUAAGUUACAGCAGCGCUACAAGGGGAAGGUCUGCGGACUCUGCGGGAACUAUGACGGCAACAGCGUUAACGACUUUACCACCAGGAGCCUCUUGGUGGUGGGAGAUGUGCAGGAGUUUGGCAACAGCUGGAAGAUGUCCCCAUCCUGCCCGGACGCUGUCCCCACCAGGGACCCCUGUACAGCCAACCCUUACCGCAAGGCCUGGGCCCAGAAGCAGUGCAGCAUCAUCAACAGCGCCGUCUUCUCUGCCUGCCACUCUCAGGUGGACUCCACCAAAUACUACGAGGCCUGUGUGUCAGACGCGUGUGCUUGCGACACUGGUGGAGAUUGUGAGUGUUUCUGCACAGCUGUGGCAGCCUACGCACAGGCCUGCAAUGAUGUGGGUGUCUGCGUCUCCUGGAGAAAGCCGGAUAUAUGUCCCAUGUUCUGUGACUUCUACAAUGUCCACGGGGAGUGUGACUGGCACUACCAGCCAUGCGGAGCACCUUGUCUGAAGACCUGUCGCAACCCGAGUGGGAAGUGCUUGGUGAAUUUACCUGGGUUAGAAGGCUGCUACCCAAACUGCCCGGCUGAGAAACCUUUCUUCAGUGAAAGCCAGAUGAAGUGUGUUGACCAAUGUGGCUGUUACGAUAAAGAUGGAAACUAUUAUGAUGUUGGAGACAAAGUUGUGAGCCAAGCCAACUGUCAGAGCUGUAACUGCACCACGAGUGGCAUCCAGUGUAUCCAGGACCAAAAUGAGUGCACUUGCUUGUAUGAGGGUCACACGUACCACAUCCAUGAGGUUAUUUACAACACGACUGAUGGCCUGGGAGCCUGCCUCAUCGCCAUCUGCGGAGAAAAUGGGGAGAUCAUGCGGAUGUCACAAGAAUGCCCUGUGAUGCCCUCCACCAGCGUGCCCUUCACCUUCACAACCAGCAGGACACCAGGGUCCACUGCAGGGCCUGCCACUACCAUCUCAGCAGCUUCCACAGUGUGCGUGCGAGAAGCUUGUGACUGGUCUGGAUGGUAUGACAGCAGCACUCCGGGAGCAGGACUCGCCAGCGGAGACUUUGAAACCUUUGAGAACCUACGGCAAAGUGGAUAUGAAGUCUGCUCCACUGCCCGUGACGUAGAAUGCAGGGCUCGAGCAUUUCCUGCCAUGUCCCUAGAAGAAGUGGGACAGAAGGUGGAGUGCAGCGUCUCUCGUGGGCUGAUCUGCUACAAUGCAGAACAGGACCCACCCUUGUGCCACGACUAUGAGAUCCGCCUGCUGUGCUGCAGCUACCAGCCUUGUGGUGGGUCCACAGCUGGGAGGAGCAGCCUGCCUGUCCCAAGACCCACAACCAGAGCUAGACCGUCCACAGAGCCCCUCCAAACAUCGGCCUUGACCUCACAGACAUGGUCUACCCCGACCACAGUCACUACGCUCAGCGUGUCCUGUCAGCCCCAGUGCCAAUGGACAGAGUGGUUUGAUACAGAUUACCCCAAGUCAGAAGCACUUGGGGGAGACACUGAGACAUAUGACAGGAUCAGGAAAAUGGGAAAGGACUUGUGCCAGGAACCCCAGGGCAUUGAAUGCCAGGCAGAGAACUACCCUGACCUGACUAUUGAACAAGUAGGACAGGUUGUCCACUGUGAUGUGCGUUUUGGCUUCAUCUGUAGCAAUAAAGAACAGCCAGGUAUAUUCAAAAUGUGUCAGAACUACAAGAUAAGGGUUCUGUGUUGUGAUGACAGCCAUUGUCAUGGAAGGACCACAGUGACAUCACCAGCAGCAACACUGGAAUUGACCACCACCCGCAGGACAGGAACCACAGUACAAACAUCUGUCCACAUUAAAAGCCUGUUGACAGAGAGAAGCCCAGCCACUGCCACCACCCAAGAGGCCACACCCAUCACUCUCUUGUCCACACAUUCACCUCCAAGCUCAGGACCCAUCAUUACCAGUACAACAUCUUCUGCACCUCCCUCAUCACCCACCACUGUAAUAGGUAGUAGCACAAGGACCUCAGCAGUGCCCACAGCAACAGCUUUGGGUACCACGACGACCAAAACGGUGGAGAUGACAACAGCAGCUACACCCAGGCCAAGCCAGCCCAUAGUCAGGACAACAAUUUCUCCACGCAUCCCUUCCUCUACAGAAGCAACACAGACAACACCAGGAUCACCCCAGACUCCAAAGACUUCAUCGUUGGCCACCACAAGCCUGGUGACAGAGAGAAGCCCAGCCACUGCCACCACCCAAGAGGCCACACCCAUCACUCUCUUGUCCACACAUUCACCUCCAAGCUCAGGGCCCAUCAUUACCAGUACAACAUCUUCUGCACCUCCCUCAUCACCCACCACUGUAAUAGGUAGUAGCACAAGGACCUCAGCAGUGCCCACAGCAACAGCCUUGGGUACUACCACCAAAACGGUGGAGAUGACAACAGCAGCUACACCCAGGCCAAGCCAGCCCAUAGUCAGGACAAUUUCUCCACGCAUCCCUUCCUCUACAGAAGCAACACAGACAACACCAGGAUCACCCCAGACUCCAAAGACUUCAUCGUUGGCCACCACAAGCCUGGUGACAGAGAGAAGCCCAGCCACUGCCACCACCCAAGAGGCCACACCCAUCACUCUCUUGUCCACACAUUCACCUCCAAGCUCAGGGCCCAUCAUUACCAGUACAACAUCUUCUGCACCUCCCUCAUCACCCACCACUGUAAUAGGUAGUAGCACAAGGACCUCAGCAGUGCCCACAGCAACAGCCUUGGGUACUACCACCAAAACGGUGGAGAUGACAACAGCAGCUACACCCAGGCCAAGCCAGCCCAUAGUCAGGACAAUUUCUCCACGAAUCCCUUCCUCUACAGAAGCAACACAGACAACACCAGGAUCACCCCAGACUCCAAAGACUUCAUCGUUGGCCACCACAAGCUUGGUGACAGAGAGAAGCCCAGCCACUGCCACCACCCAAGAGGCCACACCCAUCACUCUCUUGUCCACACAUUCACCUCCAAGCUCAGGGCCCAUCAUUACCAGUACAACAUCUUCUGCACCUCCCUCAUCACCCACCACUGUAAUAGGUAGUAGCACAAGGACCUCAGCAGUGCCCACAGCAACAGCCUUGGGUACUACCACCAAAACGGUGGAGAUGACAACAGCAGCUACACCCAGGCCAAGCCAGCCCAUAGUCAGGACAAUUUCUCCACGCAUCCCUUCCUCUACAGAAGCAACACAUACAACACCAGGAUCACCUCAGACUCCAAAGACUUCAUCGUUGGCCACCACAAGCCUGGUGACAGAGAGAAGCCCAGCCACUGCCACCACCCAAGAGGCCACACCCAUCACUCUCUUGUCCACACAUUCACCUUCAAGCUCAGGGCCCAUCAUUACCAGUACAACAUCUUCUGCACCUCCCUCAUCACCCACCACUGUAAUAGGUAGUAGCACAAGGACCUCAGCAGUGCCCACAGCAACAGCUUUGGGUACCACGACGACCAAAACGGUGGAGAUGACAACAGCAGCUACACCCAGGCCAAGCCAGCCCAUAGUCAGGACAACAAUUUCUCCACGCAUCCCUUCCUCUACAGAAGCAACACAGACAACACCAGGAUCACCCCAGACUCCAAAGACUUCAACGUUGGCCACCACAAGCCUGGUGACAGAGAGAAGCCCAGCCACUGCCACCACCCAAGAGGCCACACCCAUCACUCUCUUGUCCACACAUUCACCUUCAAGCUCAGGGCCCAUCAUUACCAGUACAACAUCUUCUGCACCUCCCUCAUCACCCACCACUGUAAUAGGUAGUAGCACAAGGACCUCAGCAGUGCCCACAGCAACAGCUUUGGGUACCACGACGACCAAAACGGUGGAGAUGACAACAGCAGCUACACCCAGGCCAAGCCAGCCCAUAGUCAGGACAAUUUCUCCACGCAUCCCUUCCUCUACAGAAGCAACACAUACAACACCAGGAUCACCCCAGACUCCAAAGACAUCAUCGUUGGCCACCACAAGCCUGGUGACAGAGAGAAGCCCAGCCACUGCCACCACCCAAGAGGCCACACCCAUCACUCUCUUGUCCACACAUUCACCUCCAAGCUCAGGACCCAUCAUUACCAGUACAACAUCUUCUGCACCUCCCUCAUCACCCACCACUGUAAUAGGUAGUAGCACAAGGACCUCAGCAGUGCCCACAGCAACAGCUUUGGGUACCACGACGACCAAAACGGUGGAGAUGACAACAGCAGCUACACCCAGGCCAAGCCAGCCCAUAGUCAGGACAACAAUUUCUCCACGCAUCCCUUCCUCUACAGAAGCAACACAGACAACACCAGGAUCACCCCAGACUCCAAAGACUUCAUCGUUGGCCACCACAAGCCUGGUGACAGAGAGAAGCCCAGCCACUGCCACCACCCAAGAGGCCACACCCAUCACUCUCUUGUCCACACAUUCACCUCCAAGCUCAGGGCCCAUCAUUACCAGUACAACAUCUUCUGCACCUCCCUCAUCACCCACCACUGUAAUAGGUAGUAGCACAAGGACCUCAGCAGUGCCCACAGCAACAGCCUUAGGUACUACCACCAAAACAGUGGAGAUGACAACAGCAGCUACACCCAGGCCAAGCCAGCCCACAGUCAGGACAACAAUUUCUCCCCCCUUCCCUUCAUCUACAGAAGCAACAUCUACAAGAAUAAGGCAAUCCUCAAUCCCAGUAACAACACAUGGGAGCACAGCUUUCAGGCCAGGGACUACGACAUUAAGUCCUCCUGGCCCCAUCUCAACAAUUGCAACAAUCUUUCCACAUAUCACAACCCUAGCCUCUACUCCCUGUCAGCCAAAAUGUGAGUGGACAGAAUGGUUUGAUAUGGACUUCCCGGUUUCUGGAAUCAAUGGGGGAGACUUUGAAACAUAUGAUAAUAUCAGGAAAGCAGGAGGAAAAAUUUGCCUAGAGCCCCAAAAACUUGAGUGCCGAGCUGAAAACUACCCUGAAGUAAGUAUUGAUCAGAUUGGUCAGGUUCUGCAAUGCACCCUUGAAUUUGGGCUGAUCUGCAGAAACGAGGAUCAAAAGGGAAAAUUCAAUAUGUGCUUCAAUUACAACAUCCGUGUGCUGUGCUGUGAUGACUACUCAGACUGUCCUUCCACAGUAGCAGGGAUGACAACCCAAAAUGGCUCCCCCUCUGCAUCAACCAUCAAACCAACAGAGACUCCAUCAACACUAGGGAGCACAAUACACAAACCUACCAUGUCUACUUUACCACUAAGGACAUCUACAGAGGAGGCUAUUUCAGCUUCCCAAAGUGUUUCUGUUACAAUCAAGAACAUAACCCACACUUCCUCAGGAUCUCAGGGCACAACUUGGAAGUUUACUAGUUCUAAUGCCUUGACAGCUCCUCUCUUAACACAAACUGUCCUGAUUACCACUGGUCAGUCCACAACAGCAAGAACCUCCCCUCUGGAGUCUACCACAGCAAGACCAAACACCCUCUCAACAUCUGGGGCUACUGAGCUUACCAAGUUGCCAAACACAACUCCCGGAUCCCUGGGCACCAGCUCAUCAUUUCAGACCAUCUCCACUAGCCAGACGACAACUUUCCACCCCAGUACUUCAGGCACAAGUGUGGCCACGUCAGCCACAGAGUGCCAGCCCACGUGUGUGUGGACAGACUGGUUUGAUCAGAGCUACCCAGUUCCUGGACAAAGUGGUGGAGACUUUGAGACCUAUGACAACAUCCGGGCUUCUGGGGAAACCAUCUGUGAGAAGCCCACAGAGAUUCAGUGUCGGGCAGAGAAGUACCCGACCCUGCCCCUCAGUGAAGUGAAACAGGAUGUGGAAUGCAAUGUGAGCAUUGGCCUGAUCUGCAGAAACCAGGACCAGGAUGGACCCACAAAAUACUGCUUGAACUAUCACAUCAGAGUGCUUUGCUGUGACUAUAGCCACUGCCCAACCACCCCAUCUCCUCCACUUCCCACCAUAUCUACCAUGACCCCAAGAGGUUCUUCCAUUUCUCCCACUAUUACCACCAAAACCUCCACACAAACUACUUCUCAACCCAUUGGCACAACACAGAAAGUAACCACAUCUUAUUCACUGCCAACUCUAUCUUACAGUGAGACCUCUAGUGUGCCCACCACACACACUAAUUCUGAGUCCACAAGGAUCCACUCUUGGUCCUCAACUGUCUCUGGUGGAACCACCCUUUCAGUAUCUCCCACUCCCAGCAGUAUGGUCACCAGGACUGUGACUGCAUCUACACGACCGACCUCUCCGCGGGGAUCCUCAAAUCUCCCAAAGGUUAGCAGUCCAGCCACAGCAUCCACAACCUGUGAACCCAUCUGCAUUUGGACAGACUGGUUUGAUCAGAGCUACCCAAUUCCUGGACAAGGUGGUGGAGACUUUGAGACCUAUGACAACAUCCGGGCUUCUGGGGAAACCAUCUGUGAGAAGCCCACAGAGAUUCAGUGUCGGGCAGAGAACUACAUGGACAUACCCAUUGACCAACUGGGGCAAGUGGUUGAAUGUAAUGUGGACAUUGGUCUGGUCUGCAGGAACCAAGACCAGUCUGGAAGAUUUAAAAUGUGCUUCAAUUACCACAUCAGGGUGCUCUGCUGUGAUUACACCUACUGCCCAACAACAGCUAGACCAACAAGCACACCUUACACUGGUACACUGUCUACUGUGGAAACCCACCCUGGCACUACCCCUACACUGCCAACCCUCAUCUCCACGACCAAGGCCACUGCCACUGCCACAGGCAGCAUGGUGCCCACCACUCAGUGUGUGCCUCAGUGUCGCUGGACAGAGUGGUUUGACACGGACAAACCCAGAACAGGCAGAUAUGGAGGAGAUAUUGAGACUUAUUACAGCAUCGUGGAUGCUGGGGGCAAGAUCUGCUUGGAUCCUAUAGCCAUCGAGUGCCAGUCAUCACUCUACCCAGACAUACCCCUUAACCAGCUCAAGCAGGUGGUGCGGUGCAACGUGGAUUAUGGCUUGAUCUGCAGAAACAGUCAGCAGAAGGCUCCUGAGACAACGUGCCUCAACUACCGAAUAAGAGUGCAAUGCUGUGAUGACUACAGCCACUGUGGGACAACUCCCUCUCCAACAGGCACAGGUUCCACAGAAUCGGCUUCCUGGACAACAUCCUCCACCAGCAUCACAACCACGUCUGCCAGCCCCAGAUCCUUGGGCACCUCCCCUCAGGUGCCCAGCCUGACGACCAGGGGUACCACACCAACACAAGGCACACAGGGCAAGACUGAGAAAGCUACCAGCUCAGUGCCACUAACCUCUCUGCAAUCGACACCUGCCACCACAUCACCUGCUGGCCCAUCAGCAACAACCACUGUAGGAACCUCCCCUCUGGAGUCUACCACAGCAAGACCAAACACCCUCUCAACAUCUGGGGCUACUGAGCUUACCAAGUUGCCAAACACAACUCCCGGAUCCCUGGGCACCAGCCCAUCAUUUCAGACCAUCUCCACUAGCCAGACGACAACUUUCCACCCCAGUACUUCAGGCACAAGUGUGGCCACGUCAGCCACAGAGUGCCAGCCCACGUGUGUGUGGACAGACUGGUUUGAUCAGAGCUACCCAGUUCCUGGACAAGGUGGUGGAGACUUUGAGACCUAUGACAACAUCCGGGCUUCUGGGGAAACCAUCUGUGAGAAGCCCACAGAGAUUCAGUGUCGGGCAGAGAAGUACCCGACCCUGCCCCUCAGUGAAGUGAAACAGGAUGUGGAAUGCAAUGUGAGCAUUGGCCUGAUCUGCAGAAACCAGGACCAGGAUGGACCCACAAAAUACUGCUUGAACUAUCACAUCAGAGUGCUUUGCUGUGACUAUAGCCACUGCCCAACCACCCCAUCUCCUCCACUUCCCACCAUAUCUACCAUGACCCCAAGAGGUUCUUCCAUUUCUCCCACUAUUACCACCAAAACCUCCACACAAACUACUUCUCAACCCAUUGGCACAACACAGAAAGUAACCACAUCUUAUUCACUGCCAACUCUAUCUUACAGUGAGACCUCUAGUGUGCCCACCACACACACUAAUUCUGAGUCCACAAGGAUCCACUCUUGGUCCUCAACUGUCUCUGGUGGAACCACCCUUUCAGUAUCUCCCACUCCCAGCAGUAUGGUCACCAGGACUGUGACUGCAUCUACACGACCGACCUCUCCGCGGGGAUCCUCAAAUCUCCCAAAGGUUAGCAGUCCAGCCACAGCAUCCACAACCUGUGAACCCAUCUGCAUUUGGACAGACUGGUUUGAUCAGAGCUACCCAAUUCCUGGACAAGGUGGUGGAGACUUUGAGACCUAUGACAACAUCCGGGCUUCUGGGGAAACCAUCUGUGAGAAGCCCACAGAGAUUCAGUGUCGGGCAGAGAACUACAUGGACAUACCCAUUGACCAACUGGGGCAAGUGGUUGAAUGUAAUGUGGACAUUGGUCUGGUCUGCAGGAACCAAGACCAGUCUGGAAGAUUUAAAAUGUGCUUCAAUUACCACAUCAGGGUGCUCUGCUGUGAUUACACCUACUGCCCAACAACAGCUAGACCAACAAGCACACCUUACACUGGUACACUGUCUACUGUGGAAACCCACCCUGGCACUACCCCUACACUGCCAACCCUCAUCUCCACGACCAAGGCCACUGCCACUGCCACAGGCAGCAUGGUGCCCACCACUCAGUGUGUGCCUCAGUGUCGCUGGACAGAGUGGUUUGACACGGACAAACCCAGAACAGGCAGAUAUGGAGGAGAUAUUGAGACUUAUUACAGCAUCGUGGAUGCUGGGGGCAAGAUCUGCUUGGAUCCUAUAGCCAUCGAGUGCCAGUCAUCACUCUACCCAGACAUACCCCUUAACCAGCUCAAGCAGGUGGUGCGGUGCAACGUGGAUUAUGGCUUGAUCUGCAGAAACAGUCAGCAGAAGGCUCCUGAGACAACGUGCCUCAACUACCGAAUAAGAGUGCAAUGCUGUGAUGACUACAGCCACUGUGGGACAACUCCCUCUCCAACAGGCACAGGUUCCACAGAAUCGGCUUCCUGGACAACAUCCUCCACCAGCAUCACAACCACGUCUGCCAGCCCCAGAUCCUUGGGCACCUCCCCUCAGGUGCCCAGCCUGACGACCAGGGGUACCACACCAACACAAGGCACACAGGGCAAGACUGAGAAAGCUACCAGCUCAGUGCCACUAACCUCUCUGCAAUCGACACCUGCCACCACAUCACCUGCUGGCCCAUCAGCAACAACCACUGUAGGAACCUCCCCUCUGGAGUCUACCACAGCAAGACCAAACACCCUCUCAACAUCUGGGGCUACUGAGCUUACCAAGUUGCCAAACACAACUCCCGGAUCCCUGGGCACCAGCCCAUCAUUUCAGACCAUCUCCACUAGCCAGACGACAACUUUCCACCCCAGUACUUCAGGCACAAGUGUGGCCACGUCAGCCACAGAGUGCCAGCCCACGUGUGUGUGGACAGACUGGUUUGAUCAGAGCUACCCAGUUCCUGGACAAGGUGGUGGAGACUUUGAGACCUAUGACAACAUCCGGGCUUCUGGGGAAACCAUCUGUGAGAAGCCCACAGAGAUUCAGUGUCGGGCAGAGAAGUACCCGACCCUGCCCCUCAGUGAAGUGAAACAGGAUGUGGAAUGCAAUGUGAGCAUUGGCCUGAUCUGCAGAAACCAGGACCAGGAUGGACCCACAAAAUACUGCUUGAACUAUCACAUCAGGGUGCUUUGCUGUGACUAUAGCCACUGCCCAACCACCCCAUCUCCUCCACUUCCCACCAUAUCUACCAUGACCCCAAGAGGUUCUUCCAUUUCUCCCACUAUUACCACCAAAACCUCCACACAAACUACUUCUCAACCCAUUGGCACAACACAGAAAGUAACCACAUCUUAUUCACUGCCAACUCUAUCUUACAGUGAGACCUCUAGUGUGCCCACCACACACACUAAUUCUGAGUCCACAAGGAUCCACUCUUGGUCCUCAACUGUCUCUGGUGGAACCACCCUUUCAGUAUCUCCCACUCCCAGCAGUAUGGUCACCAGGACUGUGACUGCAUCUACACGACCGACCUCUCCGCGGGGAUCCUCAAAUCUCCCAAAGGUUAGCAGUCCAGCCACAGCAUCCACAACCUGUGAACCCAUCUGCAUUUGGACAGACUGGUUUGAUCAGAGCUACCCAAUUCCUGGACAAGGUGGUGGAGACUUUGAGACCUAUGACAACAUCCGGGCUUCUGGGGAAACCAUCUGUGAGAAGCCCACAGAGAUUCAGUGUCGGGCAGAGAACUACAUGGACAUACCCAUUGACCAACUGGGGCAAGUGGUUGAAUGUAAUGUGGACAUUGGUCUGGUCUGCAGGAACCAAGACCAGUCUGGAAGAUUUAAAAUGUGCUUCAAUUACCACAUCAGGGUGCUCUGCUGUGAUUACACCUACUGCCCAACAACAGCUAGACCAACAAGCACACCUUACACUGGUACACUGUCUACUGUGGAAACCCACCCUGGCACUACCCCUACACUGCCAACCCUCAUCUCCACGACCAAGGCCACUGCCACUGCCACAGGCAGCAUGGUGCCCACCACUCAGUGUGUGCCUCAGUGUCGCUGGACAGAGUGGUUUGACACGGACAAACCCAGAACAGGCAGAUAUGGAGGAGAUAUUGAGACUUAUUACAGCAUCGUGGAUGCUGGGGGCAAGAUCUGCUUGGAUCCUAUAGCCAUCGAGUGCCAGUCAUCACUCUACCCAGACAUACCCCUUAACCAGCUCAAGCAGGUGGUGCGGUGCAACGUGGAUUAUGGCUUGAUCUGCAGAAACAGUCAGCAGAAGGCUCCUGAGACAACGUGCCUCAACUACCGAAUAAGAGUGCAAUGCUGUGAUGACUACAGCCACUGUGGGACAACUCCCUCUCCAACAGGCACAGGUUCCACAGAAUCGGCUUCCUGGACAACAUCCUCCACCAGCAUCACAACCACGUCUGCCAGCCCCAGAUCCUUGGGCACCUCCCCUCAGGUGCCCAGCCUGACGACCAGGGGUACCACACCAACACAAGGCACACAGGGCAAGACUGAGAAAGCUACCAGCUCAGUGCCACUAACCUCUCUGCAAUCGACACCUGCCACCACAUCACCUGCUGGCCCAUCAGCAACAACCACUGUAGGAACCUCCCCUCUGGAGUCUACCACAGCAAGACCAAACACCCUCUCAACAUCUGGGGCUACUGAGCUUACCAAGUUGCCAAACACAACUCCCGGAUCCCUGGGCACCAGCCCAUCAUUUCAGACCAUCUCCACUAGCCAGACGACAACUUUCCACCCCAGUACUUCAGGCACAAGUGUGGCCACGUCAGCCACAGAGUGCCAACCCACGUGUGUGUGGACAGACUGGUUUGAUCAGAGCUACCCAGUUCCUGGACAAGGUGGUGGAGACUUUGAGACCUAUGACAACAUCCGGGCUUCUGGGGAAACCAUCUGUGAGAAGCCCACAGAGAUUCAGUGUCGGGCAGAGAAGUACCCGACCCUGCCCCUCAGUGAAGUGAAACAGGAUGUGGAAUGCAAUGUGAGCAUUGGCCUGAUCUGCAGAAACCAGGACCAGGAUGGACCCACAAAAUACUGCUUGAACUAUCACAUCAGAGUGCUUUGCUGUGACUAUAGCCAUUGCCCAACCACCCCAUCUUCAAGCUCCUCUACUCCUGUGUCUUCCCAUCCAAGGACUCCGAAUGUGAGCACACCUACUUUGCAGACAUCCACUGGGUCUAUAUUUUCCACUUCUUUAUCCAUCUCUCCUGUGCCACAGACAUCUCCGACACCCUUCACCUUGACAACUCCAUGCUUCUGCUUUGUGUCAGGGGAUCUGUUUUCUGCUGGUGAAGUUAUAUACAACAAGACGGACAACGCUGGGUGCAGUUUUUAUGCCAUUUGCAACCAACAAUGUGAAAUUGAAAGGUUUCAGGGACCUUGUCCAACUCCAACAUCAUCUGUACCCUCAUCAACUGUCCCACAAAGCACUCCUCCUCCAGGCUGCUAUGAUGUCCUUCCACCAAGACAGCCUGGAGAGCAAUGGACCAGUAAUUGCCAAGACUGCAUCUGUGACAACAGCUCACUCACGGUACAGUGUAGACCUGUACAGUGCCUGGAGCCCACACCACCCCCCAACUGCCAGAAAGAGGGCUUUGUCAUUGUCUUCCAGCCUCGGGCAGAGAAUUCCUGCUGCAUGGAAGCACGCUGUGUCUGCAACCAGUCCAGCUGCUCUCAAGAUCGGCCGAGCUGUAUGCCCCAAGAGGAGCUGUUCAGCAUCCUACCUGUAAAUAAAUGCUGCCCUGUCUACGGCUGCCGACAGAGAAUGUGUGAGCACAACGGGACCACCUAUGGGAUUGGGUCAAAGGUGCCAUCAGACCAACCCUGCCACACCUGUACCUGUCACAUCAAAGUGAACCCAGAGACCAAUAGCACCGUGUGGUGUGAGGUGGAGCCUUGCUCCACCACCUGUGCCCCGGACCAGGAGUACAAGGUCCUGCCAGGGCAGUGUUGUGGGCAGUGUGUGCCAGCAGCCUGCCUCACCCCUGAUGGGAAAUGGAUUAAGUUCAACGAGACCUGGGUGAACACCAACACAGACAACUGUACCGAAUACGUCUGUGAGAAAGUGAACGGAGAACCCAUCUUGUCUAGGAGACCAACUGAGUGCCCAGAUGUACCAUCGUGCAAGGGAGUCCUGAAGAGAGUGGGCUGCUGCUACCAAUGUGAAGAGGUUGAGGAAGACUGUCGGGUUCAGUACAAUGAAACGCUUCUCCAGUAUGAAGGCUGCGUGUCGGAGACAGCUGUCAACCUCACCUUCUGUGCAGGGUCCUGCGGCUCCGUGUCAAUGUAUUCUCUGGAGGCUAAUGAGAUGCAGAGGAAAUGCGCCUGCUGCCAGGAGACCCAGGUACACCAGAAAGAGGUGAAGAUGAAGUGUCCCGAUGGCACAGAGAUCCAGCGCAGCUACAUGAAUGUGGUUGCAUGCAGCUGCACGCCUGCCUGCCUGCCCUCCCACACUGAAGUCCCCACCUAGGAACCAUGAUGGAGAGGGCUGGAAGGAGGACACUGAAUCUGAAUCAGGGGCCACUGUGGAAAGAGACUCUUUUUUCUGAGCCUAGGAAACUCUAUUUGCCUUCUUUGCCUGCUUGCUCCUCGACAAUCCCUCUAGAAGCCCCAGUUUCUUCCUGAACCCCCCCAUAGGUUAGAGGUCAGCAGGAAGGGAAGGCUUGAGAGUCCUGGGGUCUUUCCCUGACUGGCUAUGAACCCUGUGGAGAGGGUCUGGUGGAUAUAAUGAGGCUCAAGAUUUCUGUCUCAAAGAGAGACUGGGGGCCCCUGGGCUAAUAGAGAUUGAGCUCCUUGAGUGAAGGUACUGUCUGUUAUCCUUUGUACCCCCAGUGUUUAGCACAGUGCCUAGCAUGCUGAAGGAACCUAAUGUUUACUGGCUGCCUGACAGGAGAUCUGCAACCACUUAAAGGCAGUGAGAGUGGCCAUGCACCACCAACCCCAGACUUACUAACCUUUCUAAGGUGAGGCUGGUCAUACCACUGGGUGCUCUCCAAGGUCUUCAGAAGUCUUAGCAUUCAUUCUUUCAGAAGGAACCUCAAACAUAGGACUAGGCAUGCUCCUUCAGGUCCUAGCUUGCUCCCUCCCAGACUCUGGUGGGGGGAGGGGUUUUCACACUUCAGGAAAUGUUUCUCUCCUCUCUGUUCCCAUGGCCACAAGUGGUGAGUGUCAGUGCAACCUCCUCCCCAUUUCUGGUUCCCUGGUCCUAAGUCCAUGCAGACAAGAGUGGUAUCAAGGCUAAGGAGUAUCGUGCUGGC